This is a messenger RNA of Chelonia mydas (Green sea turtle), 8188 nucleotides long. Its product is annotated as sepiapterin reductase. The record is from RefSeq and is a predicted model, not a curated record. The transcript has a single exon. Gene Ontology annotation, biological process: tetrahydrobiopterin biosynthetic process. NCBI's taxonomy places the organism in Eukaryota, Metazoa, Chordata, Testudines, Cheloniidae. Gene Ontology annotation, molecular function: sepiapterin reductase (NADP+) activity. Bases 5740 to 6555 code for a protein of 271 amino acids.
CAAAAGACUCUCUCUAUAUAUAUAUACACACACAUAUACACACACAGUAUAAGUUUUAAACAAAUUUAAUACUGUACACAGUGAUGAUAAUUGUGAAGCUUGGUUGAGGUGGUAGAGUCAGAGGGUGGGAUAUUUCCCAGGGAAUGGCUUACUGCUAAAUGAUGAACUAGCAAUUGGCUGAGCCCUCAAGGGUUAACUCAUUGAUGUUACUGUAGCCUCACACUCUACAGGGCAGCAGGAAUGGAGGGAGGGGAGACAGCAUGGCAGACAGAGACAGGCACACACACUCUGUGUGUGAGAGAGAGAGAUGCGCAUUUCCCCUUUUCCCCUUCAAGUAUGCCGACCCCACUCUUAAGUACACUACCUUGUUAAGUUAAUCAGCAAGCUGAGACCACAGCAGCUGCUGACAGGAAGCUCCCUCUGUCCUGAGCCCUGUCCUGUGUCCCCCUACUCUAUGGAGAUGGGGUAAGCAGGGUGCAGGAGCAGCACAUGGCAGUGCGGGGAGGGACAGCUGAACUGCUGGCAAUUGAUAGCCCGCUGGGCGACUGCUGCACAGGGAACUUAGGGGAGUUGAUAGGGGGCUGCCGGUCCCAACCACAUCUUAUCAUUAGUACUGUUCCCACAAUACUAUUCACAUGGAGCCCUGAAACUGGCUGCUAGAUUACUGAGGGUAAAGUUGCAUGGUCGAAACAUGUAGCUCAUACUCUCCUCUGCUUUUCUUUUAGUUCCAUUAGCCAUCAUCUCCAAGUUGCUUAUUAAUUCCUUGUCAAGUUGACACAAGGCAGGAGAUGACAUUCUGUUGGGGUGGCUACACUAGGGAAAAUGACAAAUGUUCUUUGGUGUUAUUCCACUCCUUGCCACAGCCUGUCUCGCUGAGGUUUCUUGAAGGAGGAACUAUCUGCCUUUCCAAACAAUCAAGGCUGAACGAGGACAUGCCUGCUCAGUGAUAUUUGAGAAACUAAUUUUAGGACUUAUGAUUAAUGUUAUGGGAUACAAAUAGCACUUUUUAAAAGCAGAGAAAAAACAAGAGCAUGACUCAUGUUACGGCACUGCAUACGUUUCUACUAUGCAGCUUCUGUCAUAAAAUGAAGCAGCAGCAUUGUUUCCCUGACAGCCGAUACACAGAGCUGGACGAAACACAGGGAACGCGUUUAACAUACAGUUACACCCCUCUUCCAAAAAGAUCCAAAUGCGCUUUGCAGACUGUAUAUAUUAGGAUCACUCGCUGACUAUUAAAAUGAAACUACAGCUGAGGCAGAAUGCAAAAUACACUCUGCAUCAGCAACACCAUAUAACAGUUCUUAGGGAGAAAAGUAAAGCAACCUAGCUACCAUAAUGACGGGGCAUUUAUAAUAUUCUAUCUGGGAAUGUGUCUCCAGUUGAAAUUAGAUGGAAUUUAGGCAGCAUGUAAUUAGACAAAGUGGGAUGCAGCCAGCACACGGGCUAGAUCUACUCACACAAAUAGUGCUAUGCAAACUUUAAUGAUUACAAGUGAGAAGGAAUUUUCUUUUAUACCCUCUCUGAGAGGUGAUACUGUUAGCAGCACAGGGUCCCAUAACAUCACACCAGGAUACCGUUUCAAAAGAUUCUGUGGAAAGAAUACCACCUUCUGAAUUGCUAGCAUCACUUAUUCCUGCAGCAUUCUUGCAGCUCUAUCCAAGUAUACUGACCAGCCCAGACCCUGCAUAGUGUACAGGGGUUCUCAGGACAAUUUUUUGGUGCCCUCAAAGUGUGGCCACCAACUUUUGCUGAUGGGCCACUCUCCCACUUUUUCCUAAAAUAUUUAAUUAGCUUUAGGAAAAACAAAUAAAUAUGCACAGGUCCAAACCAUUGUAAUUUAUUUAUUGCUAGCUAGUAAGUCUGUUGUGAAAGUGAUAUUAACAAACAUACAAGUAUCAUUUUUCACAGCAGACUUACUCAGCCCUGCCAAGACUGGAGACAAAUUAAGACCUGGAUGGGAAGUCAGGGGAGGCAGCGGGGGUCUGGAGCCCAAAGCCCUGCAGCCAAAGCCCAAAGCUCUACAGCCAGAGCCUGUGCCCCGCCACCCCAGGGCUGAAGCCCAAAGCCUGAGCCCCACCAUCCCUGGGAAGGUGGGGAACGCACCGGCUGCCUGCUCCUCAAGGUUGUGCCCCAUGUGUCUCCAGAGAGGGGUAGGGCCCAACCACCGCUGGCAGACUCAGCAAUCAACACUAAGCUGGAGCAUCCAUGAGCAAGGGAAAGGAGGGCAUGAGACUACUUCCUCCCCCCCUCGCCCGCCAUCACAGCCCAGAUUGCUGUGGCGGCAAGAAAAGCCCCUGGUGGCCACAUUUGAGAAAUGCUGGUGUAAGAUAUCUGAUGAAAUUAUAACACAAGGUAGAAUGGCAAAUGGCUUUCUUGAGGCUGGUAAUGGAAAAAGAAAAAUUAAUGAUAACCAAGAUAAGCCUAUUUUACAUAGUAUAUGGCAGGUCUUUAUCUUUAGAAAAACUUUAGAUUCUCUCCAUGCUCACAUUCUUUUGCUACUCUGUGCAAGGGACCAGAAUAUGGACUUUUUCAAAAGGAGAAUUCUAAACAAGGGAUACAGUGUGGGGGCUUGUCUCCGAGUCUCCAGUUUUCCUAUGCAGGCUCCCUAGUGGCAGUUCAGCAUUGACGUGCAGGAGAAAACUGCCCAAUAAGGAUGACUCCUUCAGGUGGGAGGCUUGGCCCAAGAUCCGUCUUUCCCUGCACUCUGUUCAGAGAAGGAGCUAGAGGUUGGUCGGCUCCUUCCUUUCCCACCCAAGAGCUGGCUGGGAAGGAGCAGCACCCCUUGCAGUGCACUGGUAUCGUUAUCUUUAUUAUCUGCACUGCCACUUCAGACACAGACAUUAGCUAGAAGCUUGAAGCUAAUCAGCUUCCUUUAGCAACGACCAUCACUGUGAUAAAGAGAUACACAUCCUUAUGCAUAUGCAGUCAAUCAAGCAUACUGAAGCAAAUACUGAGAAAAUGCAUGUAAUUUGCUGAUUUAGCCUUAUUUCUGUUGUCAUUCUCUAUUAUUGUCAACUCGGUGUUAAUAGAAUGUUUUGCUUUAAUACUUGAAUUACAUUAAUACCUCACAUUAUUACACGUACAAAGCCAAACAUGACGCUAACUUAGUUGCUUACAACCUCAAACCUUACUCCUAAUACACAUUCCAAUAAAUUUAUUCUGUAAAAACAAUACAUUUUUGUUUUGUUUUUUACAGUAAACUUGUCAACUACAAACCUUGAAUACGCAAAAGAUGUUCCAAGGACAAGCACAACAAGGAUUGAUAAAACCAGACUAAAUAUGUUUUCACAAUAAAAGCUGGCAUAAAAAUAAAUAACAUUCUCUAUUAUCACAAUAGCAACAAUAAUGUACACAGAAUAAUGGUUUUGGAAUGCUUACUCCCUAGUCUAGAUCUAUUUCCAAAAUUAAAAACAAAAACCAAAAACAGAAGAAUGAUAGGAUCCUUUUUUUAAGCCUUUCAAUAGUGAAAAUUCGAUGUUUUGGUUUGGUUUCAUAAGGUUUCUGUAUCACAAUAAGCUUAGAAAUGGAAAGCAUUCUCUAAGCAGGCAGUGACUUAUUGAAAACUGCCCACGGAUAACUAGGCCGAGAAAUCCUGCUCUCUGUACCCUUUUGUGCAAUUAUUUGUAUGCAAAAUGUUGCCUUCAGGAUUCAGUGACUAUGUCCAUCCCCAUAUUGGCAGAAGUCAGCUCUAAAAGAAGCUACAAACUAGGUUCAAUUGAGAGCCAAAAUUUCAUAGGCUUUUUCCAGCAAUAGCUGAACCAUCCAAACCUCCUAAGUCUGCAUCAUUGGAUUGGAAAUCUUAAUAGCACAGCCUCUCAACAAAAAGUUCUCCUCUCAGGCAUGCCAGAAUAGAUCAGGAGGAACUCCACUGAAGGCAAUAGUCACACUGGUAUAAGGAUCAGGCCCAAGGUAUGCAGCAUUGUGGGCUUAGCAGAGGGGCCAGCAACACAAGGCAAACACCCUUUAUCAUAGUAUUUCUGCACUGGGAGGUUGGCUCCCCAGCUGGAUGACUUCUCUGAACAUUUCAGAGCCUCACAGACUAUGUCUACACAUUUCCGAGUGAGCCUCCCAGGCCGAGGGGACAGAGGCUUGGGUCUGGAUACAGAGGUGGAUUUGGCUGGGAGAGGGAGAAGAACAGCGGUUACUUUACCUAUAUGAGUUGGCCCAUCCCUGCUGCACAGGCCAAGCCUCAACUGGAGUGGGCAGCACAGGGUGCAUCCCCCAUUACUGGGAUGGGGAGAUCAGUCCCAAGAAUCAGAGUUUCCCUUCAGUUCCCAUUGGAAGGACCCGCUCCUGGCAGAUCAAGCAGAGGGCAGCACAGGAGUCAGUCGGGCUGAGGUAGGGUUGCCAAGCCUCCAGGAUUGUCCUGGAGUCUCCAGAAAUUAAAGAUUAAUUUUAAUUAAAGAUUUACACAAUGCACAGUCAACCUGUGGAAUGCCUUGCCAGAGGAUGUUGUGAAGGCCAAGACUACACAGGGCUCAAAAAAGAACUAGGUAAGUUCACAGAGGAUAGGUCCAUCAAUUGCUUUUAACCAAGAUGGGCAGGGAUGGUGUCCCUAUCCUCUGUUUGCCAGAAGCUGGGAUGGGCAAUGGGAUGGAUCACUUGAUGAUUACCUGUUCAUUCCCUCUAGGGCACCUGGCAUUGGCCACUGCCAGAAGACAGGCUACUGGGCUAGAUGGACCUUUGGUCUGACCCAGUAUGGCCGUUCUUAUUAUGUCAUGUAAUGAAACCUCCAGGAAUAUGUCCAACCAAAAUUGGCAACCCUAGGCUCUGGGGGUUGGAGGCAUAAGCUAGGCAUAAGCAAACUAAGCAAUUGCUUACAGUCCCAAGCAGCUCCAUGGACCACUGUUCCCUCUAAGCUGUGCGCAUGUGCACGCGCACACAGAUCCUAAACCCCGCACACACAGCAAAACACUGCGCACACAAAAAUUUGCACAGAAGCACAACAAUUUGCACAGAAGAAAUUUUUUGCCCACACAACCUGUCAAAAAUUAGAGGGAACAUUGCCAUGGACCCCCUAUUAAUUAUUAGUAUAUGUUGUGUGUGGUGGGGGGAGAGGGGGCAAAAUAUCCUUCUUUAGGGCCCCCAGUGGGCUAGCACCAGCACUGGUCAGAGGGACUCCUGGGCGGCUGAGCUAGGGGAAGGUGGGGGGGGAGGGCGGGACUCCUGGCAGGGUCAGUUCCCAGGGGCAUGGUAGGACUCUGGCCUGGCAUCACCCACCCAGGGAACAGGGUUACCAUACUUCAUGUUCCCCAAAAGAGGACACUGGGUAGAAGGGAGCAGGGAGGCGCUGGAAGGGUGUGUACUACUGGGAGGAUUACCGGUUGGAGGGGGGUCCUGGAUGGUACCUGUGGUGCGGAUACUCACUGGAGGUGAGGGGCAGUGUCACUCCCUGUCACAGUGGCACGCACAAGCCAAGGACCCAGUGCCAGCCGUCCGUCAGUGCCUCCCUGCGGGACCCCCUUCCCACGAUUGGAACCGGGGUUGCAGGGGGAUGGACCAAUCGGCUGCUGCAGAUGCCGGGGAGGGACCAAUCGGGGCUCUUUCUGAGCUGCAACUGUCUGCUGCAAAAAAAGGACUGGACCUCACUUUUAAACUGUUGUGAUUCUCAGAACGCUGGGCGCAACUGACUGCGGGAGGAAUCACGCGGAGCCUAAAACCAGCCCCUUGACCUAUUCAGCCAGCCCCGCCCACUCUCUAGCUGCAGGCCAGGCCAGGCCAGGCAGCCAGAGCGAGAAGAUGGAAGCUGGAGAGAGAGCCGGGAAAAGGCAAGUCUCCUUGGGCAAGGCAGCCUGCAUCCUCACUGGGGCAUCCCGGGGCUUCGGCCGGUGCCUGGCACUGCUGCUGGCCCCGCGGCUGGAGACUGGCUCCGUCCUGAUCCCAGUGGCCCGAUCCCAGGGGGGUUUGGCCGAGCUGGAGGCUGAGCUGCGGUCCAGUUUCCCCAGCUUGAAAGUGCAUUCCGUGCAGGCCGAUCUGAGCACGGAGGACGGGCUACAGCUGGUGCUCCGAGCAGUCCAGGACAAGCUGCCUGGAGUGGCUAAUCUGGAGCGGCUCCUCAUCAUCAACAAUGCAGGAUCACUUGGAGACAUUUCCAAAUCCUUUGUGGAUUUCACCAGCCCAGCCGAAGUCAACAGCUACUUUGCCCUCAAUGUCACCUCGGCUCUUUGCCUCACAUCCUCCAUCCUGAAGGCCUUCCCAGGGCACCCUGGCUUGUGCAAGACUGUUGUGAACAUCUCUUCACUAUGUGCCCUGAAGCCCUUCAAGAGCUGGACGCUGUACUGCACGGGGAAGGCCUCGCGAGACAUGAUGUUCCAGGUGCUGGCACUUGAGAAGCCGGACGUCCGCGUUCUCAGCUAUGCCCCAGGGCCUCUGGACACGGAAAUGCAGCAGCUGGCCCGCACGAAGUCCGGAGACCCGGAAGUGCGGCAGCAGUUCCUCCGCAUGAAGCAGAGCGGGCAGCUGCUGGACUGCAGCGUGUCCGCCCGAAAGCUAGUGACGCUGCUGCUGGAGGACACCUUCGCCUCUGGGGCGCACCUGGACUUCUAUGAAGUCUAAGCCGCCACGCUUCCCCCCACCCCACACACGCCUCCGCGUCCGCGGCUGUGACCGAGCUGCCUAUAAAAUGGCCGCGGCUUGUGACUCUCCUUUCUAAGCCCCACCGGCGGAGAGCGGACCGCCAGGCAAGAGGGGCCCUGCCCGGGGAGCUGUGGGAGCCCUGGGGCACUCCCCGGACAGGUCACAGGGGCAGCAGCCAGGCCGGCCUGGAAGAAGCAGAGGGGGCAGGAGCACGGGCUGGGGGGGGCCACAAACCGCGCGGCCACCCUGGCAACCCCCGCCGCCCAGGGCGCCCCCAACUCUCAGCUGCCGGCCCGGCCGCGCGUCUCCGCCGCCUACGCGGCUCGGGCCCCGAGCUGCCCCUCCUCCAUCCACCUCGCCCCGCGCCGUUGCCCCCUCCCCGUGGCCCGCCGCGCGCCGGGAAGGCAGUUGCCGCAGAUGGUACCGCGCAUGCUCCAGUGUCCGGCCUCUGCCCGCCCCAGUCGCGGCGAGGUGGCUCAUCCCCGGGGCGGGGGGCUGAGGUGCCCCAGGGUCUCGGGCGUGGCGGCUGCCGGUAGCGCGGGGCAGGGCCCUCCCGAGGCCGGAGCCACCUGCAGCGCUUCUCAGGCCGGGCCUCCGCCGCGGUAACCGCUGAGCCACCCCCAGCGCGCUAUGGCGUUGGCUCGCCUUGGCAGAGCCCGGGUCCCCCCCGGGACCGGCCUUCCCUCCCCGGGCGCCCCCCCCGGACUCCGCCAUGGGGCUCGGCCCGGCCCCUGACUCUGCUCUCCCGCCUCAGUGCUCCCCCUCGGGGCGGGCCGCGGCUCGGCAGCGCGCACGUGGGAGCAGGAGCCGUUCCGCCUCCAGCAGGGACACUGGCUGCAAGGAGAAGUCGUGAAAUCAAAGUAACAGGAGUUCCCUUAAUACACCGACCAGUGAUGGCAGGGGCUGGCAGGACAGUUAAGGGCAGCCUUGCAAAACUUUUCACCACUUCCUCAGAAAGAGGAGUUGUUUAAAUGUCAUUAUUAAUUAUUAUUAUUUUAUCAAUCAUCAUGGUAAAGGAUGAGCAAGUACGUUUUAUGGCUGGGCUGGGCAAUUUUCAUGACUGUAUGCAGGUCUGGUUAACCCUGAAGCAUUUUUGAUAAGGUGGAAAGUUGACUGUCCAUUCCUGUGACAUCAACUUUGUACAUCUUUGAAACAGGACACUCCCCAGGGCUCUGAGGCUUGCAAGUGAAUACCUGCUAAAAGAUAUACAUAUGGUAUGAGCCGCAAAAUUGUGUUUCUUCUGGCUAAGCUAUUACCCAUUCCUUAGACUGUUAUUGCUGUUCAGGGUAGGGACUAUAUGUUAUGUUUGUACAUCACCCAGCCCACAAUGAAGCUAGAGCAUGUAGAUGCUUCUGCAAUACAAAUUUAAUAAAUCUGCUUAUCAUGGGGGAGAGGGGGGGCGUGCUUGGUCCCUCGGGCUUGAUGCCUUAUUCCUGGGAAAAUGGCAUAACACCCAGAGACUAUGAUUUUAAGUUUUUACAAACUGGAAUAGAAUUUUGAAAUUAUAUUGUGCUUCUCAUACUCCUAAUAUCUCACCUACUUUACAAAGCAAUGAAUGGGAUGCAUAUGUGCAAGAACUGUGUAAAUAAACAAGAAUCAGAUGCUCACAGUG